This is a messenger RNA of Nothobranchius furzeri (turquoise killifish), 2214 nucleotides long. RefSeq names its product purinergic receptor P2X, ligand-gated ion channel, 7 (gene p2rx7). The record is from RefSeq and is a predicted model, not a curated record. Gene Ontology annotation, biological process: cell surface receptor signaling pathway; calcium ion transmembrane transport; response to ATP. Lineage: Eukaryota; Metazoa; Chordata; Actinopteri; Cyprinodontiformes; Nothobranchiidae. Gene Ontology annotation, molecular function: extracellularly ATP-gated monoatomic cation channel activity; purinergic nucleotide receptor activity; ATP binding. Gene Ontology annotation, cellular component: plasma membrane; nuclear inner membrane.
GGAUGCUGCAGCUGCCGCCGGAGCACGUGACCUCCCGCACAGGAAGAAGAGUCAGUUCCUCCCGUCCUGCGGUCCGAACCGAACAGAACAACAUGCCGUCCUGCGACGUGCUCGGCCUGUGUCAGUACCAAACCAACAAACUGGUCCGGAUCCAAAGCGUCCGGCUUGGAUCUCUGAAAUGGAGCCUGAACGGAACCAUUCUGCUGAUUAUCUGCAUCAUGAUGCUGUGGAACAGGGAGUACCAGGAGUUUGAUCUGGUGGUGAGCUCCGUCACCACCAAGCUGAAGGGUGUAGCUCAGACCAACCUGCCUGGGAUCGGAGAUGUGGUCUGGGAUGUCCUGGACUUCAGUGGACUUCCACAGGACAAGAACUCCUUCUUUGUGGUGACGAACGUGAUCAUAACGAAGAAUCAGAUGAAAGGAAAAUGCCCGGAGGUUCCCUCUAAAGGCAGACUGUGUCGGACAGAUAAGGACUGUGAGAAAGGUGCCUGGGACCAGCAGAGUCACGGAAUUCAGACUGGAUCGUGUGUGAAGUUUGAUGUGCUGAAGAAGACCUGUGAGGUUUCUGCGUGGUGUCCAACAGAGGCAACAUCAUCUCCUCCACGACCAGCUCUUCUGGCAGCAGCUGAGAACUUCACCGUCCUCAUCAAGAACAACAUCAGAUUUCCCGCCUUCAGCUUCAUCCGACGGAACAUCCUGCCUCAGAUGAACGUCGCCUACCUGAGAAGCUGCGACAGAGGAAACGACUCGCUGUGUCCCAUCUUCCGACUCGGAGACAUCGUUCGAGGCGCCGGGGAGACGUUCUCAGACAUGGCGGUGGAGGGGGGUGUUAUCGGCAUUCAGAUCAAAUGGGACUGCAACCUGGACCGCUUCAUGCAGAGCUGCCUCCCCCGGUACUCCUUCAGGCGUCUGGAUGAGAAGGAGAGCAACAGGUCUCUUUACCCAGGCCUGAACUACAGAUUUGUAAAGUACCACAUGGUGAACGGCGUGGAGGAGCGGACGCUGUACAAAGCAUUUGGGAUCAGAUUUGAUGUGCUGGUGUUUGGGCGGGCUGGGAGGUUCAGCUUGGUUCAGCUCAUCGUUUACAUCGGGUCGACGCUGUCGUACUUCGCUCUGACAACGUUGGUCAUCGACUGGCUGAUCCAAACCAGAUGUUACUCUGCAGAAGUCGGACAAAACUACUCGGAGAGGAAAGUGGAAUCUGUCCAGGACAAGCAGCAGUGCAUCCUCUGUGUGUCCUACGUUGACGAGAAAAGGCUUCGGCUGGUGAAGAAAUCGCACAAGAAAAGUCUUCAAGGUCUCAAAGCGAUGUCUGAGUGGCACAAGGACAACACGGUCCACCUGAGGGCCGUGCUCUGUCUCCUACAGCAGGAUGUCGGUGACUCUCAGGCUCCGCCCACUCAGAAGUCAGACCUGACUGUGAAACAUAGGCGUCCAGCCUGGUGUAAAUGUGACCGCUGCGCCGCCUCCUCCUCCCUCCCUCAGGAGGAGCUGUGCUGCAGGCGGAGUGAUGGCGCCUGCAUCACCUCCUCUCCUCUGUUCCAGCAGCUGGUGUUGCGUCGUUCGCUGCUGGAGGCUGUCCUCCUGCACCAGGACCCUUUGUCUCCUCCAGUUGGUGAGGUCCAGACCGCCGCGCUGCGUCACUGUGCCUACAGGCUCUACAUCAGCUGGAGGUUUGGAAUUCCUCCUCCUGACACACAUCCGGCCAUUCCCAGCUGCAGCGUUUGGAGAAUCAGGAAUGAGUAUCCAAGCUCAGAUGGACAGUACAGCGGCUUCACACCCAGCAGAACGACCCCCACCUCCUAGAGCUUUGAGAAGACCUUUCCACAUUACAGAGAGGCACUCUCCCUGGCUGACCUACUAACAAGCGCUGUUAAUGCUGCAUAACCAGUCCAGAGCAGCUUCACUCCACAUGGCCAAGGAAGUGCGAGCAUCAGCUGGUGCUUGGUUAAAGGCAACGAGAGGAUGAAGAAAGGAACCUCAUCUGUGGUGAAACCGGGCUGCUCCUCUGCAGGUCGGCUCUCUCAGCCUUUACAGGGAAGGAAAAGGGAUUUUUCUGUAAUCCAGUCAUCUUGCAUCUGCUGGGUUUCCUUACGUAGGGAGCUUUGAACUAAUUGGCCUAAUUUACUGAACUCAGUUGGAAUGUUUACUUUGCGAAGGUCCUUGAGACAAAUCUUGUGAUUUGGCGCUAUAUAAAUAAAAUGGAUAAAAUGUU